Messenger RNA from Trachemys scripta elegans, 2530 nucleotides. RefSeq names its product oocyte zinc finger protein XlCOF6-like. Gene Ontology annotation, molecular function: DNA-binding transcription factor activity; RNA polymerase II cis-regulatory region sequence-specific DNA binding. Gene Ontology annotation, biological process: regulation of transcription by RNA polymerase II. NCBI's taxonomy places the organism in Eukaryota, Metazoa, Chordata, Testudines, Emydidae. The coding region runs from base 13 to 2235 and encodes 740 amino acids. The transcript is spliced from 5 exons. The record is from RefSeq and is a predicted model, not a curated record.
GGCGGGAGCCGGAUGGCGGGGCCCAGGCCCGAGGCCAGGGCGAUGGGCGCAGGCGGCUCUGCACAGGUGCCGGUGGUGUUUGAGGACGUGGCGGUCUAUUUCUCGCCGGAGGAAUGGGCGGAGUUAGCCAAAUGGCAGAGGGAGCUGUACCGGGACGUGAUGAAGGAGAAUUACGAGCUGGUGGCUUCAUUGGGGCAUCCUGGUGUCAAACCCGAGAUCAUCUGCCAGAUGGAGCGAGGGGAAGAGCCUUGUGUGGAGGGUCCCUGGGGCUGGGAAGAGAGAAGCACAACCCAGAAACCCUGCUCAGCAGAUGGUGUGAUGAAGGAUGACGAUGAGGAAGGUUCUAGAACCCUGGAUCUUCCCAAGACAUCCCCAGAACAGACUGGAGGGGACCUCCACCAGCACUCAAGGAAAAAGCAAAGAUACAAAAGUCAGAGCAAAUCACAAAAGCAGCAGAGAAAUAUUAUGCAGGAAAAACUCAUGCCCCUCCUCAGGCCCCAGAGACGCAGAGCCAGCCGGCAGGGGCGGACACACCUGACUGCCCAGCAGGGAGAGCCCACAGGGAGGAAACCAUUCUCGUGCCCGGAAUGCGGAAGGAGCUGUAUGACGAAGGGCAACCUCAAAAUACACCAGCGAGUGCACACGGGGGAGGGGCUGUUUCCCUGCAGCCAGUGCGGGAAAUGCUUCACCACCAAGGGCAACCUCAAAAUGCACCAGCGCAUGCACAGCGAGGAGCGGCCCUUCGUCUGCACCGAGUGCGGAAAGAGCUUCAUCGCCCCGGGCAACCUCAAAAUGCACCAGCGCCUGCACAGCGGGGAGAGGCUGUUCCUGUGCACUGAGUGUGGGAAACAUUUCACCAGGAAAGACAUCCUCAAACUGCACCAGAGGGUGCACACAGGGGAGCGGCCUUUCCAGUGCGCAGAGUGUGGGAAGAGCUUCACUCAGAAGGUGAAUCUCCUGACCCACCAGCGGUGCCACACAGGGGAGCGCCCGUUCGCCUGCUGUCAGUGUGGGAAGAGCUUUGCCCAGAAGGGCACGCUCAACACGCACCAGAAAAGCCACGUGCGUGAGUGGCACUUUGCAUGUGCUGAGUGCAAGGAGAGAUUUGCCUCCAACAGGGACCUCACGAUGCACCAGAGGAUCCACACCAGGCAGCGCUCAUACAUGUGCAGCCAGUGUGGGAAAUGCUUCACGCAGCCGGGCAACCUCCUGACGCACCAGCGAGUGCACACGGGGGAACGGCCGUUCACCUGCACCCAGUGCGAGAAAAGCUUCACCACUAAGGGCAACCUCAAAAUGCACCAGUGGAUCCACACGGGGGAGCGGCCCUUCACAUGCACCGAGUGUGGAAAGGGCUUCACCGCCCAGGCCACCCUCAAAAUGCACCAGCGCUUGCACAGCGGGGAGCUGCCCUUUGUGUGCACCGAGUGUGGCCAGGGCUUCGUUCAGAACGAAUUUCUGAAACUGCACAAGAGGCUGCACACGGGAGAACAUCAGUUCCCCUGCCCCGAAUGCGGGAAGCACUUCAUCAGCAAGGCCGUUCUGAAGGUGCACAGCAGGACACACGGCAGGGAGCAGCUGUUCCCGUGCACUGAGUGUGGGAAACGUUUCACCAGGAAAGACAACCUCAAACUGCACCAGAGGGUGCACAUGGGGGAGCGGCCUUUCCAGUGCACGGAGUGUGGGAAGAGCUUCACUCAGAAGGUGAAUCUCCUGACCCACCAGCGGCGCCACACGGGGGAGCGCCCAUUCGCCUGCUGUCAGUGUGGGAAGAGCUUCGCCAAGAAGGGCACGCUCAACACGCACCAGAAAAGCCACGUGCGCGAGAAGCUCUUUGCAUGUGCUGAGUGCAAGGAGAGAUUUGCCUCCACCAGGGACCUCACGAUGCACCAGAGGAUCCACACCAGGCAGCGCUCAUACGUGUGCAGCCAGUGUGGGAAAUGCUUCACGCAGCCGGGCAAUCUCCUGACGCACCAGCGAGUGCACACGGGGGAACGGCCGUUCACCUGCACCCAGUGCGAGAAGAGCUUCACCACCAAGAGCAACCUCAAAAUGCACCAGCGGAUCCACACGGGGGAGCGGCCCUUCACAUGCACCGAGUGCGGGAAGCGCUUCACUGUCAAGGGGACGCUGCAAAAACACCAGAGUGUCCACACGAGGUGGAAGCAGCUCGUGUGUGCCAGCCCGAAGCUGGAAGGGCUUUCCCAGCCUGUACUCCAGCAAAACUCCUAUUGACACAGGAAUGAUCACGCUGGAUCAGGCCCAAGGUCCUGCCAGCCCAGUGUCCUGGCUCUGACAGUGAGCAGCACCAGAUGCAUCGGAGGAAGGUGUAAGAAUUGCACACUAGGCAAAUGUAGGAUAAUCUCUCCCCCCCCCCCCCCAUUCCUGGCCAAUAUUAGGUCUCAUCCUAAUCAUUAGAAAAUUGCUUAAACCCUGAAGUACAAGGUUUAAUAUCCCUUCAGAAUAUCUGUUAGCAUUAAUUAUAACUUUGGAUAUCUUCGUUCAAUAAAUGUUUUUAACCUUUUCUAAA